AUGAGUGCUGCAUACUAUCGAUUGAAAAAACAUCGCCAAAAACCAUCUGUUGAAAUUGAGGAUGAACUGCAAGUAUUAACAUCAAGACGUGAUGUGCCAAAAUUUGAGCAAAAUCAACUUGACCAUUCAAAUUUACCUAUAGACGAGACUCUGAGUAUACAUUCAUUAUGCCCAUCUCAGCCUACAGACACCAAAAAUCAUGAUAAUGAUCUCUUAGAUUGUUUUGAGUACAUAGAUACACCGCAAGAUUUCAGCUAA
Macrosiphum euphorbiae (potato aphid) is the source of this 258-nucleotide messenger RNA. NCBI's taxonomy places the organism in Eukaryota, Metazoa, Arthropoda, Insecta, Hemiptera, Aphididae. The record is from the annotation of a GenBank genome assembly.